CAAUGGCUGAAACAGUAGAAUGCUUCACAACAGUCGACCUACCACAGGAUUCCGGUCAGGCUGCUGCAAUGAUAGACCUCCUACAGCAGACCAACUGGAUCCUGAUGGUUUCCGACACUCUCAUCCUCCGGGCCAACUUCUACCACCCUGACGUCAAGCUGUUCAGCACCAUGGUCAUCACCCUGCAGUACAUCCCAGGGGGCACUGUUGAACUGCAGCCAAACAUCCAGACCUUCCGACUGUUCCAGUACCAAACAACAGACGACUUCGUCCAGAUGCUUUUCCACAUCUUGUUCCUGGUCUUCUACAUUUACAACAUUCUUCACGAGAUUUGGGGCAUACGGAAAAACGGUCGUGUCUACUUAAACAGUUUUUGGAACAUCUUGGUCCUGUGCGGGAUAGGGUUGUCUACGGCUGUUAUUGUGACAUUCGGACUACGUUAUAUCUGGGCAGCUGCUGCAUUGGCGGAUAUACAACAGGCUACAGGACUACACGGCAUUAAUGAGUUUAUAGACAUGAGUGCUGCCAGCCAAUGGGACGCUACCUUCAAGGAGGUACUCACCUUCUCCAUCUUCAUCAGUACCUUCAGCAUCCUGCGGGUUCUCAACUUCUCUAAGAACGUCGCUACCGCCUUCACUCUUCCUCGUUUGAUGUACCAGGAGGCCUUUGGGUUCCUGACGUACAUGGUGAUCCUCCUACUGUCCUUCACCAUCAGCGGGAUCUUGAUAUUUGGGAAACACAUGAAGAGUUUCUCCGCCUUUAAGGAGACGUACUUCGUCUUAUUUGAGAUGAGCUUAGGUAUGGCGUUCAGUGACGUCUUCGGGGAUGACAUCAAGAGAGUGGAUAGUGUCCUGGGACCGCUGUACUACGCUACAUUCGUCCUAGUCUUCAUCUGCUGUCUGGUAAAUCUAGCAGUCGGGAUGCUGUGUAACUGGCUGAGCUACUGUCAGACGUCAGACGACAUUGAGGUGGACACCGCGAUGGGAGAUUACUUCUGGAACUCCUUCAGGAGUCUUCUGGGUAUGCGCCAUGAGACCCAAGUCUUUGAAGAUGAAGCGCCACUUCCGGACCACUACAUGGACGAGACCCUCCAGCGGACGGAAGCGGUACUGCAGGAGGUGGACAGGGUCACUGACCUGAUGUAUCAGUUUGAGUGCCGAGGCUUUCCGGAACUGACGGAUGAAGACACGUGUAUCGCAGGCGGAAGUGGGUUGUAAAUCUAGGCCGCAGUUCAAUAUAGAACUUCUCAAUGCUAAGUAUUUGAUGUGAUUAGACCUUUUUAUUGAUUUUUACCAAGAAAAUAGAAAGAAACGGUUAUCUUAUAAGCACGUUUGUUCUUCAAUAAACAGAUGUGGCUAGAAUAGAUAUAGACAAAGUAGGAAACGUGUAGGCAGUGCCGAUUGCGAUUAGUGAACAUGUCUCUGUUUUUUUGGUUAUAUUUACGAUAAUUUUAGAAGCAUAAUAUUGGAAGACAUGAAUGACAAAUGAUAUUGGAAAGACAUUAUGUAAUAAUACUCACCGGUGUAAACCGAAUGUAUGAUGAUGAUGAUAUUGUAAA
Messenger RNA from Branchiostoma floridae (Florida lancelet), 1558 nucleotides. RefSeq names its product polycystin-2-like. Lineage: Eukaryota; Metazoa; Chordata; Leptocardii; Amphioxiformes; Branchiostomatidae. The record is from RefSeq and is a predicted model, not a curated record. The coding region runs from base 3 to 1217 and encodes 404 amino acids. Gene Ontology annotation, molecular function: calcium channel activity. The transcript is spliced from 5 exons. Gene Ontology annotation, cellular component: membrane. Gene Ontology annotation, biological process: detection of mechanical stimulus.